CAUCAUUGGUGUCAGAGUGAAGAAUCGUGCCCCAUCAUUGGUGUCAGUGGGGGGAAUAGCAUCCCAUCAUUGGUGUCCGUGGGAGGAAUAGCACCCCAUCAUUGGUGUCAGUGGGAAGAAUCGUGCCCCAUCAUUGGUGUCAGUGGGAGGAACAGCACCCCCUCAUUGGUGUCAGUGGGAGGAAUAGCGCCCCAUUAUUUGUGUCAGUGGGAAGAAUCGUGCCCCAUCAUUGGUGUCAGUGGGAGGAAUAGCGCCCCAUCAUUGGUGUCAGUGGGAGGAAUAGCGCCCAUCAUCAUUGGUGUCAGUGGGAGGAAUAGCGCCCCCUCAUUGGUGUCAGCGGGAGGAAUAGCACCCCAUCAUUGGUGUUAGUGGGAGGAAUAGCGCCCCAUCAGUGGUGUCAGUGGGAGGAAUAGCGCCCCAUCAUUGGUGUCAGUGUGAGGAAUAGUGCCCCAUCAUUGGUAUCAGUGGGAGGAAUAAUGUCCCAACAUUGGUGUCAUGGGGAGAGGAAUAGUGCCCCAUCGUUGGUGUCAGUGGGGGGAGGAAUAGUGCCCCAUCGUUGGUGUCAGUGGGGGGAGGAAUAG
Staurois parvus is the source of this 581-nucleotide messenger RNA. NCBI's taxonomy places the organism in Eukaryota, Metazoa, Chordata, Amphibia, Anura, Ranidae. The record is from the annotation of a GenBank genome assembly.